Messenger RNA from Chaetomium fimeti, 828 nucleotides. RefSeq names its product neuronal RhoA GEF protein. Gene Ontology annotation, biological process: small GTPase-mediated signal transduction. Gene Ontology annotation, molecular function: GTP binding; GTPase activity; protein kinase binding. Bases 163 to 747 code for a protein of 194 amino acids. The record is from RefSeq and is a predicted model, not a curated record. Lineage: Eukaryota; Fungi; Ascomycota; Sordariomycetes; Sordariales; Chaetomiaceae. Gene Ontology annotation, cellular component: cytosol. The transcript is spliced from 5 exons.
AUCGCCUGCCGCUUUCCCUCAUUCACCGCGACCCGCGACCGCCGUUGUUUCUUUCUCCGGCGACUUCCAAAUCCUGCGCCUUGCUUGCAGCUCAUCCUGCUGCAGCAUCACCAAACCCACUCGACACCCUUCUUCAUCACACAGCUCUCGUCCCCAGCAACCAUGGCCGCCGAGCUGCGCAGAAAGCUGGUCAUCGUCGGCGACGGUGCCUGCGGCAAGACCUGCUUGUUGAUUGUUUUCUCUAAGGGUACCUUCCCAGAGGUUUACGUCCCCACUGUGUUCGAAAACUACGUUGCCGAUGUCGAGGUCGAUGGAAAGCACGUUGAGCUGGCGCUAUGGGAUACGGCUGGCCAGGAAGACUACGACCGUCUGCGGCCCCUGUCAUACCCCGACUCCCACGUCAUCCUAAUCUGCUUUGCCGUCGACUCGCCCGACUCCCUGGAUAACGUUGGCGAGAAGUGGUGCUCUGAGGUACAUCACUUCUGCCCCGAUGUCCCCAAGAUCCUGGUUGGCUGCAAGAAGGACCUGCGUUUCGACCAGAAGACGAUCGAGGAGCUCCGCAAGACCAGCCAGCAACCCGUGACCCCUGAGCAGGGCACAACGGUUGCCAACAACAUCAAGGCUACCAAGUACCUCGAGUGCUCGGCCAAGACCAACGAGGGUGUCCGUGAGGUGUUCGAAUUCGCGACACGGGCGGCUCUCCUCAAGAAGGCCGGGAAAAAGAAGAGCAAGUGCGUCAUCGCCUAAGCGUAGGGCGAUUACGAAUAGCCACCUUCACGGCUGUCAACCACUGUUGGCCGACCUCGACCAUCUUGGCAACAGAACGCC